AUGGAGCACCAAGAUCAAAAUAUAAUAAAUCUUAAGACGAUAUCGAGACUCUUCCAUGAGCUCGCCUUCAAUAAAGAAAAUACCAGACUAAGUCAAAAGACUCUUCAAUUGUCUGCUCAGUAUAUCAAUCUCUUCAUCAGAGAAGGUAUUCUCCGAUCCAACGAUGAGAGGUUAUCAGAUGGUGAUAGAUUGAGCCAUGUGGAUGGAAUAGACAACUUGGAAACUAUCAGAGGUAAUGAAGGCGAAGAAGUGGAAGAGGAGGUUCCCGAUAUUACCCUCAAUGAAGAUGACAUACAAUCCAAUCCAAAUACUCAGUAUACCUCUAAUGAGCCACCAGCUGAUGGAGACAAUGAUACCUUGGAUGUCAGGCACUUAUCAAAGAUCGCGGGAGUGUUGUUACUAGACUUCUGA
This is a messenger RNA of Yamadazyma tenuis ATCC 10573, 411 nucleotides long. RefSeq lists its product as uncharacterized. The record is from RefSeq and is a predicted model, not a curated record. Gene Ontology annotation, cellular component: FANCM-MHF complex. Gene Ontology annotation, molecular function: protein heterodimerization activity. Gene Ontology annotation, biological process: resolution of meiotic recombination intermediates; replication fork processing; DNA repair. Lineage: Eukaryota; Fungi; Ascomycota; Pichiomycetes; Serinales; Debaryomycetaceae.